Aplosporella prunicola CBS 121167 is the source of this 3535-nucleotide messenger RNA. RefSeq lists its product as uncharacterized. The coding region runs from base 117 to 3455 and encodes 1112 amino acids. The record is from RefSeq and is a predicted model, not a curated record. Gene Ontology annotation, molecular function: protein binding. Gene Ontology annotation, biological process: regulation of cell shape. NCBI's taxonomy places the organism in Eukaryota, Fungi, Ascomycota, Dothideomycetes, Botryosphaeriales, Aplosporellaceae. The transcript is spliced from 4 exons.
AUUCUCCAUACCCAUGGUCCCAGCGACGUUUGGCUUUCACGACCGCCGCAAAUCCAUUCCCUCGUUAUGGUGCGGCGGUUAAUUGCAGUGCCUCUAAAGAGGGAAUAGUGUACCUAAUGGGAGGGCUGGUCAACGGGUCAACCGUGAAAGGUGAUCUCUGGAUGGUGGAAGCUGGGGCGGGCAACAUGGCUUGCUACCCCGUGGCUACCGCUUCAGAAGGUCCGGGCCCAAGGGUCGGACACGCCAGCUUGCUUGUUGGAAAUGCUUUCAUCGUGUUUGGCGGUGACACUAAAGUUAACGAAGGAGAUAUCCUCGAUGACACUCUUUAUCUGCUUAAUACCUCGACGAAACAAUGGUCGCGCGCCCUGCCGGCAGGACCCCGACCAUCCGGUCGUUACGGUCAUACACUGAACAUUCUAGGCUCGAAGAUCUUUGUUUUUGGUGGUCAGGUCGAGGGAUAUUUCUUCAACGACCUUGUCGCGUUUGAUUUGAAUGCGCUGCAGCAACCGAACAACAAAUGGGAUAUCCUCACGCCGAACAGCGCAGAUGUCAACGCCCCCCCUGGCAUGUAUCCGCCUGCUAGAACAAAUCAUACCGUUAUAGCCUGGCAGGACAAACUCUUCCUAUUCGGUGGUACCGAUGGACAGACUUGGUUUAGUGAUGUCUGGUGCUACGACCCCAAAGCAAACAGAUGGGAAGAGAUUGACUGCAUCGGCUACAUACCGAUCGCUCGUGAAGGGCAUGCAGCUGCCAUCGUGAACGACACCAUGUACGUCUUCGGCGGCCGGACCAAGGAAGGCACGGACCUAGGGGACCUGGCUGCGUUCCGCAUAUCGUCGCGUCGAUGGUACAUGUUUCAGAACAUGGGCCCAUCGCCAUCUCCGCGUUCAGGGCAUAGCAUGACUGCUUUCGGACGGCACAUCGUUGUUUUAGCAGGUGAACCGAGUUCUACUGCUCCGGACCGGAACGAGUUGAGUCUCGCGUAUGUCCUAGACACUUCCAAAAUUCGCUAUCCUGCGAGCGAACCGGGCGUGAUGAGCCCUCCCCCCGGAUCGGGCGUGCUGAGUCCUCCUCCUGGGGCGGCAGGCGCACCCGCUGGCCGCAAAGUGAGUGGAGGAAGCGGGAUACCUACCAGGAUAGGGCGCGAGAGCGUGACGGGUGGUCCGCCCAGCAGACUUCCAGGCCCUCCUGGUGCGCAGCCACCGAACGGUGCACCUGGAUCCCGAAUGCCUCGUGCCGCCGUAGGCACCACCGUCUCCUCCGGUCCGCCUCCACAACAACAAGCUCCUGAGCCAAGAGUGAAUGGCCCGAGUCCUGGUCCAGGUCCGAUCAACACGCGAAGCAGGACUCCCGAAAAGUCGUUACGCGGUUAUGGAUCGCCAGUCGAUACUACAAGAGCUGCUGCGUUCGAUAGAGGCAAUCUAUCGCCAGUGCCCCGAGACAGUCCGACCAGAGAAAUAGAGCCCACGAGCAUGGCUGCGCGAGCGAUGCGGGAGCAAAGCCCCAUCAGCGGAGGACCCAGGAGCCCUGCUCAACAAAGAAUGGCGCAUCAGCACAAAGAAUCCGGAGAAUCCCUUCGGCAGCCUCCCCCUCGUUCUGAGUCGCGUACUGCUAGGCAACAACCAUCCCAAGACAAGAUCGACCACUCCGUGGUUCGCCGUCCUUCGGCGGAGCAUCAACGAGCGAUGAGCCGGGACCAGGAUCGAGUAGAACAUCAACGCGCGAUGAGCAGGGACCAUGACCGGACGGAACAUCAGCGUGCAAUGAGUCGGGAUCAAGAACGUGUGCAGAUGGACAGUGCCCUCGGUUCGACGCCGGUUCCUAAGCAGCAAAACGAUGAGGUUGUCAGGGAGCUUGAAGCCGCCAAGAGCCGUAAUGCGUGGUUGGCAUCUGAACUGGCCUUGGCACGUAAAGCCGGUUAUCAACCGAGUGCCUCCAACAACCCUAUUUUGGACGAGAAGGCAGCUGAAGCAUUCGGUGAUGACGACAGGCCUUUGGUUGAAGCUCUCAUCAAGAUGAGGGCGGAACUGGCCAAGAUUCAAGGGUCCAUCGAGGAACAAGCCGAGUCGUUCGGGAAACAGGUGGCGGAAGUUGAGAAACAGCGGGAUGCUGCUAUCAACGAGGCGGUGUAUGCCAAAACCAAACUUGCUGCCCAUGGUGGCAGUCAGGCUGGUACGCCUCAACCGGACGGCGGUAGAGGCACUGUCACUCCCGACCAGGACCGCAUGCAGGAUAUGAGCAGACGUCUGGCGUCAUCUCUGUCUGCACAAAGCCAACUGUCGACACGGGUGGAUACGCUGCUUGCCGAAAUCGAGGCUGAGAAGAAGGCGCGCAAGUUGGCGGAAGAAACGGCGGACGCGGCUCAAAAGCGCGCCAACGAACUUGACUCUUACCGACAGCGGACGAUGAUGGAAGUGGAAUCACUUCGUGGUGAGCUUCAUGAGGCAGAGAAGGUCGCCCGGGAAGAGUCUGCAACCUCGGCCGAGGCUCAAGCGUCUGCGCGCAUGCUCACUCUCGAUAAAACUUCGUUGUCAGGAAAGCUCGCUAAAGCUCUUGAAGAUGCUAAGAACCACUCUACCGUUUUGCAGUCGCUUCACGAUGCUGUCACAGCUUCCACGGACAAGGCGACCCUUUUCGAGUCCAAGUUAGAAGAAGAGAGGUCCUACCGUAGCGAACUGGAAGAGAAACUUGCUCAGCUCAAGGCUGAGCACGAGGAAAGUACCAGGGAUCUGGAAACCACUACGAGACGUUUGAAGGACGUCGAGGAGUUGGCGGACAAACACGCUGCGGAAGCGAACAUGCACCGUCAAGCAGUUUUGUCCGGGCUUUCCCAAGUGGCUGCGCGCAGCGAAGACGAUGAUGAGGUGAAUAACGAGCGCAUUCAAAUUCUUCAAGAACAGGUCGAAUCCUCGAACGCCAUGGUUCGGAAGAACCAAGAGGCUGCUGACAAUGCCUCCGAGAAGCUGCGUCGCGCCGAAGAGCGCAUUGCCGGGUUGGAGACUUUCCAGGAACAGGCGAGUAGAGAAGGUUUGUCUAUCCGGAAACAGCUUCAAUCUACCAUGCGCGAGCUGCAGGCGGUGCAGUCAGACAAGUCGGAGAUCCAGCAGGAGUACGAACGGCACCGGUUGGAGAGCAACGCACUUGAGGUCCAGCUCAAAACGCUCAAGAGUCUCCUGGAGGAACGAGGCAUCAGUGUCGCUGAACACAGAAGAUCGCGCGUUCUCGAGAGUCCAAGUUCUCGCUUCAGCACUCCCGAGCUCAACCGUGUGCGCGAACUUGAGCAACAGCUCGAGGCCAGUCUCAAGGCGCAUGACGAAAUGCGCUCGACCUUCGAGAACCGCGAGCAAGAGAUCAGCAAGGACUGGGAGGAAAAGAUCACGGCACUUCACAAUGAUCACCAGGCCGCUGUCAAGUACCUCCGCGGCACGGAAAAGAUGUUGAACUCUCCGCGAUGAGCUUACGAAUGCGAAGCAGACGCUUCAAACCACGGUUUCGCAGCUCGAGAGCCAGAUCUCUGCCCUUAAAUCCGACCUGG